Molecule: messenger RNA, 831 nt
Organism: Linderina pennispora
Lineage: Eukaryota; Fungi; Kickxellomycota; Kickxellomycetes; Kickxellales; Kickxellaceae
Exons: 3
Coding region: 1-831 (276 amino acids)
Source: RefSeq, a predicted model, not a curated record
AUGGCGACAAGAAUCGGACUAGUGCCUGAGCACUUUUCAGCGCCACUGGUUUAUGGCGUCGAGAACGGAUUCACUAACACUCUGUGUAUAGUCGGCACUGGUGAUAUGAUCAAGAAGCUGGUUGCCGGCGAGCUUGACAUUGCCAUUUGCGUGACCGAGGGGCUUGUGGCGGGGAUCGGCAAGAACCCCGACCUGCGGCUGUUUGGCACGUAUGUGGACUCGCCGCUGCCGUGGGCAGCCUCUGUGGCCACUGACGCGGAAUACGCGACACUGGACGACCUGGCGUUUGGCGCGACAUUCGGCAUCAGCCGCCCGGGCAGCGGCAGCGAGGUGAUGGCGCGCUACGCUGCAAGCGCAUACGAGUGGACAGGCAAGCCCAAGUUCAAUGUGCUGGGUGAUGUGCAUGGGCUGGUCAAGGGUAUCCAGGAGGGCGCAGCAGACGCGUUCCUGUGGGAGCGCACGACGAUGCAGCGGCACUACGACGCCAAUGAGGUGCGCUACCUGGGCACGGUCAGGCCGCCGUGGCCUGCGUUCAGCUUUGGGGCCACUGCGCAGUUCAUUGAGGCCAACGGCGACAAGAUCACCGGGCUCCUGGGGAUGUUUGGCAAUGCGCAGCGGCAGUUCAUGGAGGACGGGGUGGCGCGCGCUGAGUUCUUGAAGCACAAGUUUGGGUAUGGCAGGGAGGAGGCGGAACGCUGGGCCGAGUAUGUGCGGUUCAAUGAGCAGGGCUCUGUGGACCAGGACAAGAUCCGCAAGGUGAUUGCGACGCUUUCCAAGGCAGGCGCGAUGCAGGAGCUAGGCGCUGACGAGGUGGUUCUUUUGCCAAAGUAG